Astrephomene gubernaculifera is the source of this 2866-nucleotide messenger RNA. Lineage: Eukaryota; Viridiplantae; Chlorophyta; Chlorophyceae; Chlamydomonadales; Astrephomenaceae. The record is from the annotation of a GenBank genome assembly.
GUGGUGGUGCCGGUGGUGGUGCCGGGCUGCUUGCCGACGCCUCCUUCCUGGAGGAGCCGGUGAUGCUGCUAGCGUUCGUGCUGCUGGGGCGGGCGCUGGAGGCGCGGGCCAAGGUCCAAGCAGCCGCCGACCUGCAGUCCCUGGCACGUCUGCUGCCUGCCUCCGCACGACUGGUGCUUGACCCGGGGGCAGCACCCCCGGGGGCUGGGGGGGCGCCGCCUGCCGGUGCUGGUGCAGGCGGCGGUGCUGCAGCUGGUGGUGGUGCAGGCGGUGCUGCAGGUGGUCCUGCAGUGGAUUACGCGACGGUGCCCACCAGCAGUGUGCGGACGGGGGACGUGCUGCGGGUGCUGCCGGGCGAGAGGGUUCCAGUGGACGGCUUGCUGCUCACCGGCGAGUGCUGCUGCGACGAGUCCCUGCUAACCGGCGAAUCCGCGCUGGUGCCUAAACAGGCACCCGGCGUCAGCCGACUAGUGGGUGGCACGGUGUGCUACGAGGGCGCCAUCACCAUGCGAGCAACCGCCACGGGUCGGAAGUCCACACUCGCGGGAAUCGCACGUCUGGUGGCUUCGGCGCAGGCACGGGAGGCGCCCGUUCAGCGCUUGGCGGAUGCGGUAGCAGGGCGGUUUUGUCUGGGUGUGAUGGCUGCUGCCGCGGCUACGUUUGGGUUCUGGGCGGGGCUGGGACCUCAGCUGUUCCCCCAUGUGUUGGAGGUGGCGGGGACGGGAGGAUGGGCGGCGUUGGAGGCCUCGUAUCACAGCCAUGGCGCCGGCGGUUGGGGCGGCGCCGCCGCUGCAGCCCUCGACGCCGCAGACACUCCCGCCUCGCCCCUGCUGCUGGCGUUACGUCUGGCGGUCGACGUGUUGGUGGUUGCAUGUCCCUGCGCACUGGGCCUUGCGACUCCCACUGCCGUUCUGGUGGCCACUUCGCUGGGGGCGAAGAGGGGGCUGCUGGUUCGCGGAGGGGAUGUGUUGGAGCGGUUGGCGGCCGUUGAUACCGUUGUGCUGGACAAGACCGGAACACUCACCGAGGGCAAGCUAAAGGUCCUGGGCAUUCAAACGGUGUCACCACAUCAGCAGUCGGGGGGGCGUUCUGAGGACGGCAACCAUCAACAGCCGCACCAUUACCAUCAACACAAUGGCAGCUGGGAGCAACAACUGCGGCAGCAACAACCUAGCCCCAGCAGCAGCAGUGUCAGCGGCAGCAGACAGACGUGCUGUAGCAGCAGUAGCGGCAGCACUAGCAACGGUAACGGUAAUGGCAGUUGGGUAUUAGGUCAUGGAGGGGAGAACGGUAAGGAGAUGGAGGUUCUGCGGUUGGCGGCGGCGGUUGAAGCGGCGACUCGGCAUCCACUCGCAGACGCCGUACUUGCGGAGGCGAAACGACGCGGCGUAACGGCGCCGCCGGCGACGGAGGCGGCGACGACGACCGCGGGUCGCGGCGUACGAGCAAUCGUCGAUGGACGAUGGGUCGCCGUCGGGCGACGCGAGUGGGCGUUGGAAGCGGUUGGCGCCGACGCGUCGUCGUUGCCGUCAUUGACGGCGCCGCCGCCGGAGACGGCGGCGCCCGGCGCUACCUCAGUGUGGGUCGCGAGUGAGGGCGAGGGACUCGUGGGUCGCAUUUGGUUGCGCGACACAUUGAGGCCCGACGCCGUCGCGACGGUUGCGUCGCUAACGGCGGCGGGAAAGCGAGUGGUGAUCAUGUCGGGCGACGACCCGGCGACGGUUGCGGCGGUUGCGGCGGCGGCGGGAGUGAAUGCGGCGGCGGCGAGGGGCGGUUUAUCGCCGGAAGCCAAGCUGGAGGGUGUACGACAGCUACAGGCGGAGGGGCGAGUGGUGGCGAUGGUGGGGGAUGGCGUCAAUGACGCGCCAGCGCUGGCGGCGGCGGAUGUGGGUGUUGCCAUGAAGGGCGGACUGGACGCCGCUGGCGAGGCUGCUGAUGUGGUGCUCAUGGGCGACCGGCUGGGUCAGCUGCUGGAUGCCGUAGAGCUGGGCGGGGCCACGCUGACCAAGAUACGACAGAACCUGGGAUGGGCGCUGGCAUACAAUGUGGUGGGCAUUCCCCUGGCGGCAGGUGCGCUGCUGCCUAGUGCGGGAGUGGCGCUGAACCCCUCCGCCGCUGCCGCCAUGAUGGCGCUCAGCAGCGUGGCGGUGGUCAGCAACAGUCUGCUGCUGCGGGCGAGGAGCUGGGGCAGGCGGGCGUCGUAGGGGCGGGGGUUUAAGUGGGACGACGUUUGGCAGGCGGUCUGGGUCGUCAACCCGUCGCCGUGGGGCCGAUAGCUGAGAGCUUUAAGAGCGCUGUUGGCCAGCAUGCAUGCAUGCUGGCAGGCGAGCGUGUGCGGUGGUGGUGGUAGAGACUACGUGUCUGGGAGCGUUUAACACUGCAUGAAGGAGGCUGUAUGAUGGUGGUUUAGACUUAAAAGAGGCGGGGGGAAAAUGGCGUUGAAGGUGAUGAACCCCACCCCGCGUGUGGGGCUGCGUGCCGUGCUGCCGUGCAGUGUUUCGCACCAGCUACGGAAACGGCCGCGAAUGUAACAUGGUAUGGGGGCAACAUGCAACAUGUUGAGGUGUGGCGAGGUGGCUGAGGUCAUGGGGGUUGCCCUGGAGGCGGUAGAAUGGCCUCCCGAAAUGAGCCUCUACAUGGGGCGUGAUUGUGCUGCGGAAAGUCGCUGCAUGCGCUAAGCCCUGUAGCGAUGUCACUGUAUGACUGGAUGACGACUUACAGCCGGGUAAAUCAAGGAAAUUCGGUCGCUUUCCGACAGAAAACCGGCGAACUGACGGCUUUAAAAGCUGUAGGCCUAGGCCACAUUGAAGUCCGCCUGUCAUGGCAACUUGGUCAAGCAAAACCAGCCUCGUUAACACGAGCGGUG